This is a messenger RNA of Gopherus flavomarginatus (Mexican gopher tortoise), 3540 nucleotides long. RefSeq names its product glomulin, FKBP associated protein (gene GLMN). Gene Ontology annotation, cellular component: cytoplasm. The transcript is spliced from 19 exons. Bases 499 to 2367 code for a protein of 622 amino acids. The record is from RefSeq and is a predicted model, not a curated record. Gene Ontology annotation, molecular function: ubiquitin-protein transferase inhibitor activity. Lineage: Eukaryota; Metazoa; Chordata; Testudines; Testudinidae.
UAGCCCCCUGGCGGAGGGCCCCUUAUUCCGCUCCCGGCACGUUCUCGUCAUGGGAUACCGGAUCUGCCCCCCGAGCCGAGCCGAGCCGAGUCUCUCUCGGGGAAGCUCCCCAGACGUGUCCCCGAGAGCCGCGUCGGAGGGGCCGGAUGAGGAGACUCCCCCUAACGACCCAGCCGCCCGCCUCCGUUGUUGGCGGACUGGCGCUCGCAGGCCUGUUUACAGCCUCCGCCUCUGGCUGAAGGAUUUUGCUGUGAGCCACCCAUACGGUCUCCCUCUUUCUCUUCCUUCAGUGCGAUGCCCCCUGGCGGGGGCGGCGAUCUGCUUAUUGAUUUGCUUUAAGAGACACCGGUUGUCUUUAGGCCGAGGGGUAUUGUGCAGUGUCUGGUGUGACUCAGUGCAUGGGUUAUAAUCCCACCUACUGUGCUGAACUUUGUCCAAGAAGCUCCCAUACAGGUGAUACAGCCCAUCCUCUCCAGACCCAAAGUGUGGCUACCGGCUAUGCGGAUGCUGCUGUGUCAGGGUCCCAAAGUGUAUGGAGGAUGCCAGAGUUUUUCAGUGUCAGAAGAACAAAGUCAGGAUAUGACGGCAACUGAGGAACUUCAAGCCAUUAUACAAAGAUGCCAAAUCCUAGAAGAAGAAGAUUUCAAAGGAGAAGAUUUUAAUCUUUUUCAAGUAGCAGGCCAGAAGUGCUUAGAAGAAGGUUAUGCAGCAGAAGUAUUAGAAGUAAUUCAAAAUGAGAAAAAUAAGGUUAUUGUCAAGAGUAUGGGUUGGAAUCUUGUUUGUCCUCUUGUUAGAUGUAUUUUGAGUUAUAAGCAGGAAGAUGAGAAGAGAGAACAUUGUCUGAAAAUACUAGAUCAGUUGGUGCAGCUAUGUAAUCCAAAGGAACUUUUAUUGGGUUUACUUGAGCAGAUUGAGCAGACCUCUGGGGAACAGAUAUCUCAUACUAUUCUGCUCUUGCUUCAGCCUCUGCAGACAGUUCUAUUGAAACUUCAAAGCAAGAAGUCAUACUCAGUGGGUUUAUCUUUGUCUACCAUUUUAAACCAACUUUCUCUUCUGCCUGUACCUUACACAAGAGAACAAAUUCGAGAAGAUAAACUUGGCCUCUGUCGGUGUUGCAAUGCAGUAGUGGAUUUUGCUAAACCUUUUGUCGAUGAAGUUGUUAAAAAUAUGGAAGCCUCAACAGAAAAUGAUGACGAAGAGCUCAAAGAAGAAUUGCUAAAAUUUUGUUUGAAAAGCUUGAAAUACCCCUUAUUAAUAGCACAGCUUGAUCAGCUGCAUGAAGACAUUGAAGAAGAUCCCUUAAGGCAUUUUGCAGCUGAAAUUCUAGGCAUUUUAUUGGAUAUAAGAGAAUUGUUACCAACAUUGUUUUCACACCGUGGAAGCAGAAAUCAGAACUGGGAUAAUCCGGAUUUUUUGGAUGUAGAUAGAAAGCAUUCUGCAGAUUCUUUGGCAUGUCUGUCAUAUCUGGUGUUUGUUCAGUAUUUUGGUAUUGAUUGUUUUCCAAUGGUCUUUAGUCCAUCAUAUCUUCUACAGUGCAACAUGACACACAUUGAGGUCCUAUUAAAAAGGACAGAAGAAUCUGUGUUAACUAAAGGACUUGACCUGCUUGAAAACUGUUUAUUGAGAAUAGGUGAUAAUAGCCUUCACCAUCAGUAUUUGGAAUUCAGAGGCUUCAUUACAGCACCUCAGGGUUUGGUGAGAGUGAUGACCCUUUGUCCGAUAGAGCAUUUGCGAAAGAAGAGUUUGAAGAUAUUGCAGUUGUAUAUAGACAAAUUUGAUGCAGAGGGAAAAUACAUUUUGUUCAGGUGUUUAUUGAAGACAAGCAACCAUGCUGGCGUAGAAGGCUAUGUUAUUCAGAAUAUCAAAAAUCAGAUUGAUUUAUCAUUAAAGAAAGCAAAUGGCAGUAAGUGGUUUACAGGACCCCAGCUGGUUUCACUUCUAGAUUUAGUGCUCUUGCUUCCUGAAGGGGCUGAAACAGAUCUUCUCCAAAACUCAGAUAGGAUUAUGGCCUCACUAAAUCUAUUGAGAUAUUUAGUCAUUAAGGAUAACGAAUACAACAAUCAAACUGGUAUAUGGACUGAACUUAGCAAGAUUGAGCAAAAUUUCUUAAGUCCUUUGCACACAGGACUUAAUAUGUCAAAAGCACAUUAUGAAGCAGAAAUAAAGAGUAAAAAGGAAAAUAGACGAGAAUCUCACAAUUCUAAAGCAGUUUGUUCUGUAACAGUUGGUGGGGAAAAGAUGCCUAACAUGACCACUGAAAUGCAGCUUCAGGUUCUACAUUCAGCUCUGUUCACAUUUGAUUUAAUAGAAAGUGUUCUGGCCCGAGUAGAAGAACUCAUCGAAGUGAAAAUAAAAACCAUAACAUAACAUAAAUAUUGGCGGUCAAAUGAAGCACUCACUUGGUGUCCUAAAAACCCACUGGAUUUAACGCUUGCAAUACAUUAAGACAUUAGUCAUUAUGACUUUACUUGAAAGAGACAUUAUCAAGCUUUAAACAAGUCUGUUGAAGAAUUAUUUAUAAAAGGCUGUUAGAAUACUUGCAACUGAUGUUCUUUACAUGUCUUUACUGUAGAAUCUGAUUAAUGGAAAUAGACAAUGUACUAAUUUCAACAAAAUAUCCCAAGUUACUCUCUCAUUGAGUUUGCUGCAGUUUUGCUACAGUUUGGAAAUUGCAUCUGCUUGGCAUAAGAUAAUUAUAUUUUAUUAACCUUUGGAGAUGAGGAUGUUUUUGGUGUGUAGAAAUAGCCUUAUGUUUGCAUUACCUAGAACCCAAUAAUAAUGUUCGGAAAGUUUUGAGAUCCACAGAUGUGUAAAUACUAGGUAUUAUUACUGCAAUUAAUAUUGCCAGCUAUACUUCUAGAUUAAUAAAGACUGACUGUGAAUCAGGACUGUCCAUACUGGAGAUCUGAGCAUAGGGAUUUGAGGACAAGGGGAAGCCAUGCUUCAAAAACAAGAUAAGUUUAGAACUUUCCACAGUGAAAGGUAAUAUACAUAAACAAGACAGGAAGCAUAUGUUUUGUAAAGAGAAACAAGAAUGCAAUUCAGUGCAAAAGUUGUUAAUGCAUAAUAUGAUCUAAAAUAUAUGGAACUUGGGGGAAUCUACUCUAGGAUCAUUUUGAUUAUUCUUAUCCUCCCUAACUAUGAAGAAGCUCCCGAAGAGGUGUUUAAAUGUUUUGGAAAAUAACAUCACUUUGCAAUCAAGCUGAAGGUAAAGCACUUGUUUUUUAAUGAUGUUUUAUUUAAAUUGCCCAAAUUGUAAAAACAAAACAUAUAUAGGGUUUAAAAAAAAUCCCUUAACUUUUCUCCAAGUUAGCAAAUUUGGUAUAACUCAUGCUAUAUAGCAUUGAAUAUCACAAUAAAUGUUAUGUAAAUUUUCAUUUAAUGCAUUAAUUAUAUACACAAAUAUUUUUGAACUGACCACUUUUUGUACAGUUGCUGUAUUUUUUUGAACAGAUAAGAAAAGCAUUUGUAUUUUGUUUAGAAAUGUAACUCCAGAAGUUUUGAAUAAAUCUAAUUGGUACUAAGUUAGUUACAAUCCAA